ACAGACACACACAAGCGCGCUUGGGCAACGCGAGAGAGGCAAAACAGCUGAUAUUCUAUCGAUAGGGCUAUCGGUAUCGUUGGAACUAUCGCACCGAGCCAAUUGGAAUCCAAGUGAUUAGGCCCAUCCAGACGUGAAAUGGAAAAAAGAAGUGAGGCGCCGAUAAAAAGCACCAAGUUUCGAAAGCUGAGCGAUGCGGACAUGACGGAGGUGCAGCUGAAUAAUUUGGAUCCUAGCGCAAAGGAUAAUGUCGAGAUCGGAAGUAGCCAGGGAAAUGACGGAAGUAAUCCCGUUCAACACUCGAAAUGGUUCAGAUCCCGACUCUUCAUCAUAUCCGUGAUCUUCUCGGCCCUUCUGAUGACCGCCAUGUGUAUUGGCUUUGUGGUGCACUACGGAAUGUCCGGCGAUGUGGGCGACAUGGAAACGGUGACCUAUUGGCCGGUUAAUCUGCCCCAGGAGCAGAAGGAGUGGUACGAUCUGGGUAUAGAGGAGCUGCAAAAGGCUGUUUCCCGGGAAUUUAAUCGCCGUCGAGCCAAGAAUGUGAUUCUAUUCGUGGGCGAUGGAAUGGGACCGAAUACAGUGACGGCGGCAAGGAUUUACGGUUUCAAGGAGGAGGGACUUCUCCGUUGGGAGCAGUUUCCCGAAAUGGGUUUGUUAAAAACCUAUUGUGCGGAUAAACAAGUUCCGGAUUCCUUCUCCACGGCCACUGCGCUCUUCGGAGGAGUUAAGGUUAACUACGAAACGGGCGGAGUGGAUUCGAAUGUGCCGCUGGGAAACUGUGCCGCCUCCCUGCAGGAGGAUCACCAUGUCCAGACGAUCCUCAAGUGGGCUCAGGUGGACGGAAUGCGAACGGGUUUCGUGACCACCACCCGGGUAACUCACGCCACUCCGGCUGCCCUCUAUGCCCACGUUCCCGACCGCCGUUGGGAGUGCGAAACUGGGAUGCCAGCAGAGGCCCAGGAUCAGGGUUGUAUGGAUAUAGCCCGCCAGCUGAUCGAACAGCCCACCGGUCAGAGAAUCAAUGUCAUCAUGGGCGGCGGUCGUCAGAUGCUCGUGUCCAAUGUCACCGAUUCACCAGCCGAUCCCCUGGACACUUGGGCCAGCAUGUCGAAGGAUGGACGAGACCUCAUCCGAGAUUGGAGGCUUAGGAAAGAGGAUGAGGGUGUCUCACAUGCCGUAGUACAAAAUAAUCGCGAGCUCUAUAAUCUCGAUGCUCAGAAUGUUGACUAUGUCUUGGGCAUCUUUGCCAAUGGUCAUUUGAUGUACGAUCACGAGCGAGAUCAAAGUGAUGCCGGAAUGCCCUCGCUAUCGAAUAUGACCCAAAAAGCCCUCCAAGUUUUGGGUAACAGUGACAAGGGAUUCUUGCUGGUGGUCGAGGCUGGCCUAAUCGAUCAGGCCCAUCAUCGGGGAAAAGCUCGCAAGGCUCUGCACGAGGUUCUCGAACUGAACAAGGCCGUCGAGUCAACACUCUCGUUCCUCAAGUCAACUGAUCGCUUGGAUGAAACCCUGGUUAUCGUGACCGCCGAUCAUUCGCAUAGCCUGACCAUUAAUGGGCACCCAGAUCGAGGAGCCAGUAUAUUGGGUUUUGCGGGAAACUCAAAAACAGAACAGACGCCCUACACCACGCUGACGUACGGAACCAGCUAUCAAGGAUUUCAGGUGGAUCCCAGCACACAGAACCGUAGAGAUCCCACGGAGGACAAUACAUCCGACUGGGAAUACACCCAGCAGGCAGCCAUAAACACGGACGAAAAUCUACACGGCGGAUCGGAUGUGACGAUCCACGCAGAUGGUGCCAUGUCCUAUCUGUUCCACGGGGUCCACGAACAGAGCUACGUGGCACACGCCAUAUCCUACGCUCUUCGAAUCGGACGAUUCCGGGAUAGCUCCAUUGCCGAAACACUGGCUGAAUUUACGCCCAUAUAGAAGAACACAAUUACCUUUACCCUCUAAUGUUAAAAUAUAUAUUUAAGAGAAACAAAUAUUUUCUUGCCCAGCUACGUUGUAAUAGAGAUAGAACUAGAAAAGGACUUAAGAUUAAGAACUGGCUAAAUAGUUUCCUAUGGGUUUGGAUACCUAAGAAAUAUUAAAAGUUGAUGUUUAAGG
Drosophila takahashii is the source of this 2106-nucleotide messenger RNA. It is a transcript of the gene Alp12, whose product is annotated as Alkaline phosphatase 12. Gene Ontology annotation, molecular function: alkaline phosphatase activity. The record is from RefSeq and is a predicted model, not a curated record. Gene Ontology annotation, biological process: dephosphorylation. Lineage: Eukaryota; Metazoa; Arthropoda; Insecta; Diptera; Drosophilidae.